Molecule: messenger RNA, 21479 nt
Organism: Xyrichtys novacula (pearly razorfish)
Lineage: Eukaryota; Metazoa; Chordata; Actinopteri; Labriformes; Labridae
Source: the annotation of a GenBank genome assembly
AUGCUGGAAAAAAAGUGCUGCCUAACGGUAAGAAAAACUCCUCAUUUGUCAUAAAGUUACAGAACUUUAUGUGUUGCGUUCAUGAUCACCUGUUGUACCCCCAUACAACUAAUGGAACUUUAAAUUCCACUGUAUCGUCAAAUUAACUUUAAUGUGGGAUACUUCUUGCAUUUUCUGCAUGCUUGUUUCUUUUUCAGUCCAGACACGUCUUUACCAACACUAGCCUCUGGCAUUUCUGUAAUAGAAUAACUUAUACUAACCUUAUACGCGCCACAUUUUACCUUAUUCAAAGGCUUCUUGGUGUUGUUGAAUAGCGCGCAGAAACAUUUAAAUGACUUCAGCUGUGGGCUCUUAUUAACCAGGCAUGCUGAAAAAUCCAUUUGUGACAUUAAUUUAGACUGUGCCAAUUCCUGUCACUAAAAAUUUCAUAAGACACAAACUGAAGUGAACAAAUUGUACUUUCCUUGCAACAAAUGUUUUUGAUAAUGAGUGACGGCCCUGCGGUUUAUUUACACAAGCAAUUUUGUGCAUUUCAUCCUGGGGAUUAAGAUAUUAGUCAUCAGAAGUUUCCAUCCAUGGCUGAAUUUAUGAGCUAUUGCAUUUAGAAGAAAGACAAAACAGAAAGUUGAUUUGCAAAAAUACACCAUACUCUGCUCUCAGCAAGGGCAACACUACUGAGAAACAAAAUCACCACAACCUGAGGGACUGAUAUGCAGCAAAACCACAAUGAGUCCUCAGAGUAUGUCUAUUCAUGGGACAGUGUAGGUUGUAUCUGAACGCAACUGACACCUAACUUUGCAUGUAUGUGACUAUCAUAGUCUGAGCGCAGUUUACAAGUAAGGGCCCUUAACACUUAUUUAAAAGUCUCAGGAAUUAUGAUAUGAAUAAUUCAAAGAUUUUAGUCCUUAAUAUGUACAAGCACUCCUCUUUUUAUUUGUGCAAAGUCUUUUCCAAGGUGACACUUGAACGAACUGAGACUUGAUAAAAUAUUUUUUCAAGUCUACACGUAUUACUAAGUCAAGUCAGCAAUUCAUGAUCAAAAUGAAGGCCUUUUAUCCGCCAUAAUUUUUGGGGUUCUUAAGAGAAUAAAAAGAAGAACUUAAAGCUCCUGCCAGGGGCAAGAACAAAUAUAUUAUGUUUUCUUUUCUUUUCUUUUAAAGGUGAAAUUUAUCGCUCUCUGUGAAUAUUUAAAAAGCGUUGUAUCAUUGGCGCAGUGUAAAUGAUCUCAUCUGACACCUGCCCUCUUGUGGUGUUUUCAGGCAUUAAUAAUUUCAGUAUAGGCUUUUAAAAUUUACAUAUGUAAGUGUCUGUCUAGUUGUGUAUGGUGUUGUUUGCUUUUGUAGGUCGUAAAAAGGAAUGAACUUUAGUCUUUUUUGUUGCAAGUUAAAAACUUUUCUCAGUAACUUUAAAGCUCUUGUGAGGAAUUUUUUGAUGUUUAUGAAAUAAACUGAAACUCAUACCAAUGCCUUACCAUGACAUCAAAAAUCAAACAAGACCAUCAGCAACAAGAUUGAUGAUUUUUCUGUGUUGUGAUUUCAUGAGCCUAAAACUUGUGUGCGGGGUAGGUAUCAGCUGAGCAGCUGAAGAAACAGCUCUUUUGCUUAUACUAAUUAACAAAAGAUGAAAUUCCUGAGCUUAAAUAAACAUGUUGAUUAAAAGAAAAUACAAAUGGCUCAGUAAAUAUUGCAUGAGGGAUCUCUGUAUUUCUGUCUGGCUAUAUGCAAUUAUUGCAUAUGGCCAUAUGAUAAUCUUAGCCUGUCAUGUGUUUUAGAUGGAUUAUUGACCUUCAUUAAAAAGAGAAAUACACUGUGUUGUGCUAUAGACAUCAAAAUAUGAUUGUUAUUUAUUGUAAGAUGCAACAUUAACCUUAUUAUUCACAUUAUAAAAGAAUUAAAAUUCAACAUAAAACAGUAACAGUUUUGGAUUUGAUAUACUGUCUUUUGGGGAGAGAAAACAUGUUGUCUUUUAGGAAAGGUGAUUGUGGCAUUGGACUUGUGAAGGCCACUGCCAACAUGAUGAUUGUAACUGAUAGGCCCUACUUGUCGUUUCUCCACCAAGUGGGCUAGGAUGACCCACUUUGGGAUUCUGGAUACUGAUGUAAUAUUUCAAAAAUUGGAUAGAAUCGUGAGAGUUAUUGUGGUAGACUCCAGGGAUAUGCCAAAGCUUUAAAAAACUGAAAAGUUAAUGAUUAUAGAGGGAAGCCAAGAAGGUUGUCUUCUUUUUUUCCCUGUUGGUUUCUGUCUCAAGAUGUACCCUGAUUCAUUUAAGACAUUUUACUUAACCCUUGGCACCAGGGAGUGUAGUUGGAGACAGGCCCUGGGGGUUUGCGUCAUUGUCAGUAAGCUAAAAGAAGACUUUGGGUUGUGAAAAAAUUUAGGAACUUCUUUCCAACUCCUUUAAUUUAUUUAUUUAGUAAACUUUAUAUUGUUUGAGUAUAUUCCUUUAAUAGGAGAUAGGACAGUAGAUAGAGUAACCUUGCACUUGUCAAGGACACCAGCUUUUUGCAAUGGGUGCAUGAUUUUACUACUGAGUUGCAUUGGCACUGCAAACUUGUCUUGUUUUUGGAAAUUAUACCAGCAUGAAACCAUGUGAUGUAGUGACUGAGAUGUCCUUUAAAGCUCUAGAAAGGAAUUUUUAGUUUGUGUAGAUUCUGGUGCCCCCUGUGGACAAAGUUAUUUCAUAUAUUUCUGGUCCAGUUACGUAUGAGAAGCAUGUUUUCAGGUAGAAAUCUUGUUGUGUUGUUUUUUAAAAGUGAAAUAUAUCACUUCUUGUGAGUGGUUGCCUCAAAGGCAAAUAUUUUAGCCUGCUGUCAAUCAUCAGGACUGACACCUACCCCGUCAUAGCAGCUUCAGACAAUAAAAUCUACAACAGAGAUACUCAAAGUCACGUUUUGGUCUUUUGUUUGCUUUUGAGACAUAAAUAGGUUUCAGUAUCAGUAGCUGUAUGUUACUCUUCUAGUAAAAAACUACUCACUGCUCAAGAUGCAAGAUAUUAUCAGCCUAAUAUGAAUCAUAAAAGUCAAACAAUUCAUUGUCAGAAUGUAAAAACAAAAAACGUGCUGAUACUGCAGCCAAUAUUUAGCAUAAAUUAUGUGCAGGCAAAAAUGGCUAAUGUCAGCUAACAUCGAGAGACUUUGUGUUUUUUAUGAUAAUAAAAACAGUUAAUAUCGUCUUUAUGAUAUUUUUGAUAAUUGUAUAUGAGUAGUAGAUAGGUACAUAUGCUACAAUCAUGCUUUUGAUAUAAAUUUAUGUUAUUUUGGUUGUAAAAAGUCGUGAAUUAGAUCUGUUAAAGGGAGCAGAAAGCCCAGCAAACAGUCCUCUUUCCUCCGGGUGUUUUGCCUUUUCCUCAAAAACUGAAGCUAAUCUCCUUCUGAUCUGUUCCAUCAGCACUUUCCACUACUGAUGUAAGAAAUAAUAAACAAACAUGGGCACCAAUAACAGUGACUGGUGUUACCAUUAUACAGUAAUUCCGCGUCCCCUCAUGUAGACAGACAUGCAGGUACUGUUCGAGCCAGUGAGUCACACACAGUGAGGGAGCAGACACAGUGUUGACACUGAGAGGCCACAGCAUUGUAUCCAGGUGUAUUCUGUCCUCAGCUUGCACUAACCAGGGGGGGUAUCCACUUCCACACGAGGACAGAGGACUCCUCAGUACGCCGGGGUUUGACUUAAAAGAUAGGAUUAAAAAGAACACUGAAAUCUGAGGCCUCUUUUAGAUGGAGGAGAAAGGGACUCUGAAGUUUGUGUAGCCCUCUUCACAAAGAUGCUCUUCAGAUAUGAAUGCUGGAGGCACGUAAGCUGAAGCGGUGUGCAAAUCACUCCAAACUGAGAAAAAGAGAGCUGAAAAAGAAAGACAGUGGCGAAUAAAAAGAAGGCAAAAAAAAGCAGACUACAUUUUGCCUCAAGUGUUGAGAAUAAAACUGUAGGGUGAGGGUUUCAAGCACAAAAGUGACUGAUUGUACCUUUGAAAAGGUGAUGAAACUGAUAAUGAACCGUCAUUACUGCAGAGGCGGCGAUGGAUUUUGAACUUCGAUAUGAUUUUAUGGGGAGACUCGUAUUUCUGAUAAUUUGGGGCUCUUACAUUAGAUUGCUUCUCUCCAGGUAAUUAGAUAGAUGAGACAGGCGCUUUGUACGCUGAGAGACUUCAUUCAGAGCAAAUAUAACCUGUGUUACACAAAAAAGAAAAACAAAUGGGAGAAUAGUAAGAGGCAUAAAAAUAAAUGCGUCAGGGCUUUUUUUUCAUCUACUGGGCACAGGCGUUGUAACUUUUAUCUAUUUAUCCACCCACUACUCAGCUCAGGCUCACCCUGCAAGUCACCAGAAAAUUGCUUUCACUGCAGAAGAACCUGUGAGCCUGACUGUUUAUCCUGUUUUUUUUUUUCUCACCCCAUCCCUGUUUUCUCCUCAUCCAGGUUUCUAAUGACUUUCCCUCUUCCACAUGCUUUCUUCAUACUCCCGUUCUCCUGUUUUUCUGUCUUAAAUUGCCCUUUUUCUAGCCCAUCUUCCCUCCAUAUUUCUCCUACUUUAGCUUUAGGGUAGUUUUCUUUCUUUCUAUGAACUAACCACUCCAUCACUUGGCUUACUAUUCCUGCCAUCUCUUUGGCUAUCCUCUCUCCUCUGUCCUCUCCUGUCAUGUCUGUAUCCAUGAGGAACCCUCCCCAGCGCCGGCGCUCUCUGGGUCCUGUCUCCCCCAAACGCAUCUAUAGAAACCUGUCAGUCAGGCUGCGGGGAGGAGAGUCAUCGGUUACCGGGGAGACAGAUACACCCAAACACCUCAGCAAGUCUGCAGAUGCUGUAAGAUAUUACAAGUUUGUAAUGAUUGACUCAGCUCAAGAUGUAUGAUUCACUAUGCUAAGUUUAGCGUACAAUAUGUAUGUAUUUUUGGGAGUGUAAGUAAACCAGUUGAUGUCAUAUAUGUAGAGAAAAGGUAACUCAUCAAAUUGUUAUAUGUGAUGUUUUAUCUUCAGUUUGACCACUUUACACUUGGGUUAAUAUUACCAAUGCUUUUAUUUUACAGGUUGUAAAAAGUUCUUAACCCUUUAAUGCCUGACACCACAAAUUAUAGCCAGAAAAUUUGUUGUUUUUUUUUUUAGCUGAAAUGUUUAUUUCACUUACUACUGAAUACCAAAACAAUCAAAAUGUCCUUAAAAUUGAACAAAUAUAUUUAUUUAUCUCGUUUGAUACAUUAGAUGUUUUUGGAAACUAAUAAACAGGGUGUUUUUUUGUAAUUUGUUGAUCAUAUUGAUUUGAUAUAGGAAUAUAAAAGUAUGUAUUGAAUAUGAUACAAAAGACAUUAAAGGGUUAACUUUGUAAUCAUAAUUUUUGAGGGUAAAUGUGACAGCUGAAAGAAUUAUCAUUAGUGAAAGAACACUGGUUGUAUUUGCAAGGGGCUUAAAGAUGAUCAAGAAGAAUACAGUAAAAUGAUUUUGCUUGUCAUAUAUUGCUCUGGUUAAGUGGUCAUAUACCAGAUUAACCAUACACAGUCUUCAUGCAACUUUAUCUUCAUUUUCUUGAUCACAUUGCUCUCAAACUAUGCCACACUACAAGAUUCUAUCUGUCAUCUGUGCUUGUUUACAUCUGGAUAGUAGAGCAUUAUAGCAGUAGCCUUGAACCUGCCACAAUCCUGGCAGGUGCCAAGUGGCUGUUUAGUAUAUUAGUAGCUACAUAUGAGCAUCCAAGACCUAUAAUUAUAAAACUAAUAGUAGUUUGUUCAACUGACUCAUAAUUUUAGUGAACAUUUAGCGCUGAGGUCAGACUGUGUGUUUUGACCACCAUUACAGCCCAAUUCAGCAGACGUUAGUUUCAGAACUCAUCUGUCUCGAAAAUGUAGGAACUCUUCAACUGGUGCUUUCCAUGACAGAAGAGAGUAAUGACGUCCAAGUGCACGGCAGAUAGCGCCCUCUUCUGUUUCAAAGGGAUGUCGCAUUACAAUUAACACUUGACCAAUCUUAAUCAUUCUUUAUGUCUACAGAUUUCUAACCUUUCUAGUGAGGUACCAUUACAUCUCUACUUUUUUAGUGCUCAAUUUGGCUAAAGUGCUCUCCUGUCCUCUGGCUGGGUUGUUUAAAGUUAUGAGAGCUCAUCCUGACAUUUGGUGCUGACUCUGUUACUAUCAAUGCAUUAUCCAAGGCGAGACUACACCUCUGAUUUAUGAUAAGAUUUAUGAGCCCUAUUUUACAGUCUUGUCCACUGUCUCUCCCUGCACAGCAGCUCCCUUCCCUCUACUGAAGUAAAUAAGCCUCUUAUUUUGAUAUAAACUCUCUUCUUUUGUCUUGAUUCCCGCAACCGCCCCCGCACACUGACCUUGCACCCUUUCCCCUGCUCCCCAUUAGUACAAGUCCCUGUGGGAAGCUGUGGAAAAUGAAGAUACUUUGGCUGUGCAAAGCCUGCUGUCCAGAGACCACACCAACUGUGGGGGAGGUGGAGGAGGAGGAGGAGUAGGAAGCAUGUGGGAGAGAGGAGAGAAGAAAAGCAAAGACUGGGAGAGAGAGAGAGAGAAGGGGGUGAACAGGGUGAGCGAUCAGGGCCUGGUCCCUCUGGAUGUCGCCGCCCUUACCCACAAUUCCCCUCUGCUACAUGUGCUGGCAAAGGCAGGAGCCAGACAUAACCCUGUUUGUGAGUGUUAUGAUUCCAGACAUCAUAAAAACAUCCAAUGUUUUAUGCUUGGCUUUAAUUCAAUGCAAAUUAUAUUCAUAAUCUCUUCUUUCUGUUGCCAUCUGGGUCUUUCUUUAUUUCCUGUCAGUGUGCCGACCAGCAGAGUGGGAACUCAAGCUGGAUGCUCUAGUGGCACUGGCAGGUAAACGGGUGGAGGAGAAGAAGAAGGAGUUGCUGAGGAAAGUCGGGGUAGGGCCUCAGGCACAGGCUGACGUCCACAGACACAUCCAUCUCUGGAGCCUCAGGCUGCAGCUGUACUGCAGAAUGAGAGAGAAUUUCCAGAACACAGGUCAGUUUUCUAGGGUCAGCUUGUGGCAUUUCUUUGACGACAGACUCAGACACAAACAAGGUCACACGCCCUUCGUUUUCUAACUUUUUUUUGAAUGGUAUUCUCUCUGCUUUUUCUGUCUUCUUUGAACUCAAUCACAACAACUAUCGUUUUCUCAGCUCUCCUCUCCUGACUUAAUUUUGACACUUCCUUGCUACUUUAACUUUCCCUUGAGUCUCUCUUUACUUAUCUGAAAUUAAUACUCUGGCUUGCCAUCAACAUAUCCACGUUUUACAUGCCCUACACUCCCUCAUCUAAAUGUCACUGAAUUCAUACAGCAGAUUCAAAGUCCACAAGCUUUAGAAAUUCUGCAUCACUUUGCUUCACCACUGUGGCUUCACUUUUUUGCACUGACCUGCCCCCCCAACACCAAAUACUCCAAAAUGUCAUCUGCCUUUUAAAUAAUUAUGUGAUUUAACUCCCUCUGUAAUUGUUCUAAUUGCUCUGAAUAAAACCCUCUACUUAGCUCUUAUUUGAUUUCUGUUUCUCUCACUGUCAGCUCUCUUCCCUGACUGUUUUACAGCCACAGUAUUAUUGCUAGAGCAAUAUGGCACUGCACCUCUUCGUUGGGCAAUACAAUUAAGCCCUCUGUUACUACAAAUUUCACUAUGAAAGACUUGGAGAUAAAGGCUUGAAAUGUAAAAUAUUGAUCGGCUUUUGCCUACAGGCCUAUGACUUAAUCUAAUUAUUCAGGGUCAUGGCUUGGCUCAUAGUUACUGUGGUUCAAACUGGAGAAAUUCAUCUUUGACAGAGCUGCUGCUGAGGCUUUACAGAGUUUUAUUAUGAUAAAUAUGACACAGAACAUUUCAAUACAUUAUGCUAUGAUAAUGCACAGUAUGACACAAAACAAUAUGAGAUAAUGUGAUACACUUGACUGUCCCCUCAGGAAAUUUGUCUCAUGACUUCAGGAAGGAUGUGUAGUCAGCUUAACAUCCUUGUUAUUUUGCACUAGAAUUACAGUCCAUUUAACAAGUCAUUCAUGUUUUUAUAAGUGUAAGUAGGCCUGGAGUGUCAGUCAUAUAUUAUGUCUAAGCAAGUAGUGCAGACGCCUUCUACUUUCCAGGGCUGUAAUUCAAUUCACUUUCAUUUGUGUGGCACAUUUCUUACAAACAGACUCACUCAGUGUGCUUUACAGGAUAUAUAAAAACAAAUAUAAAUGAAAUUAUCAACACAGAACAGUCAAAGUAUUUAUAAAACACUAUAAUGCCAUAUGCUAUAAUGGUGCUGUAAAGCUCUACUACUCGGAUGUACAUAAGCACAGAUGAAAAACUGCAUCUCGUAGUGCAGUGUGGUUUGAUAAUGAAUAUUAUUAAAUGAAUUUUGCUCAAGUUGACCUUUCUUGAAGUUAAACAAGAGGAUAGGACAGAAGAGGAGGCAGAAAACUUAAAGAGAGAGAGUGGGGAAUGAUUUGUGAUCAAGGUGGAUGAAGGACUACAGCCUCUAUACGUACAUGGAGCUCACAAUUCAACCAUAUGGCCAAACUGGUUCUCUCUGACUGUUUUCAAAGCUUUUUCUGACAUUUAGACUUGUUGGUUGGCUGGAAUUUAAAUUUUUUGUUUUGUUUACAAGGAGAUUAGUCAUGUUGAAACAACCCUAGACUCUAGUGCUGCGCAGAUUUAGCAGCAUAAACACAACAUAAACAACUGAAAAAGAUGAAAAUGUCAUGAUGCUUUUUCACAGCCUCUGCAGCCUCCAGUAAAAUUAUUAAAAACUUUGAUUGAGGCUGGCACAAAUCGGUUCUUUUAAAAAGUUUAGUUUGAGUUAGAGCUCUGUAUCAUCUGCCAGAUGGUGAAAAGCUCCUACUCAGGGCGGAGGAAGUGGGAUGGGUCAGACAAUACUCUCUGCAGCUGCCCUGAAGCAGACUGCUGAUUCCUUGGGAAACUUUUCACUGUAAUAUAAGAUGUAAUCAGGUCAGGGCACAGGGUCAGUUACAGAGCAGUGCUGAGGCUGAGGUCCAGGAAAACAACAUUUAUACAAGACAUUAAAAUGGCAAGACUCAAUACAGUAAUAAAUGAACUUUUCUGUUUUUGUUGUUUCGAAUCUUGUUAUUCGGUGUUAUUAGUUCUCAUUUUGCGUACUGUUCUGUCUUAAUGUUUUACAUAGAGCUUCCAGGCCCUCCCAGCCACGUGUCCAUUGUGGUGACCAGCUUCUCAUCUCUGUUUUUGACAAUCAAAGAGCCUGAAGGAAACACCAUGGGGCUCAUCACUCGAUACAGAGGUAAGUGGAGAAUAACAAAACUUUGAUUUUUCGUGGAUGGAACAAUGAUUACAUAGAUUUUAGUGGAACAGGAGAUGUGACCAAAACGUGAACAAAGAUAUGAUAGAUCAAUAAAGAAUAAUAAAGUCAAGGCCUUGCACAUCAAUAAGGCUGCAAGGUCUCAUAGUUUUGCUCCCUGGUUUCAAAGCUCUAAAUGUGAUUCUGUGCAGCUAAGGAAAGAGUGAGCCUAGGUGCAGCAACUUCCCACAACUGUAAACAAAGAAAUCCCCAGUCCCCCUAUUGAAGCUCCUGUAAAUCCACAGAAUAAUCUUUCAGUAAGAUUGUUUUGUGUUCUCAGUGGAAUGGAGCACCUCAGCGAACUUCAAACGCAUCCUCGGCUCAGCACAAGUUACAGAGACAAAGAACCCAUCCCACAGUAUAAAGGGACUCACGGCAGUAAGUAAGACACAUAAGCACACAGUAUAGCACUCACCAAGUUUGUUGUCGUGGUUUUUACUAACAAUACACACACCUAUAUACCAGCAAUCACACAUACUCUAGCGGUUUAAGGGUAUGCAAAUUAGCACACAAAUUACAUCAACUCCUAUUUAUACACAGAUUGUAUUUAUCGCUCCUCGUUCAACAUCUACUCACCACUUACUGAAAGAGAACCCUCUCAACCACCUUACUUAACCAGAUGAAUUAGUAAUGAGAACAGCAUGUGUUUUAUUUGCCCUGGAAUGGAUGAUUCGGGAGGUUAAUGCACGGUGAUAAUUUGGAUGUCUGGUGCCUCUCCAACUGUAGGGAGUGCAUUACUUUGUAAGAGUGAGUGCCUUCAAUGUGAAAGGAUGGGGGCCCCCACAGUGCUCCACUCCAGUCAGCGCUGCCCCCUCCAGUGAGUAUCCUGAACUGCAAACUUUGAUGAAUGUGGGUGUCACACUCUGACAUUUUUUUUUUCUCUCUGUGCCUGUGUAAUGAAAUUAUUUUGCUGACAUCUAGCCUGAUGUGAAAAAGUGGGAUCCACUCAUGGCUGGUAGAUAACAGAAUUAUGAAAAUAUGGAGAAUUAAAGAUGUCACAGGGAAUCAAUCCUCUUUGUACUAAUGCUACUGUAAGUUUGAAUUUUGCACAUAAUCUUUCUAGCAUGCCAUCUACUCUCUCUUACUGUAGCACUUGAUGUUAGAUUGCAGUGAUAUUAGAUUUACUGCAGUUUGUUUCUACAGUAAGAAAUUAAAACAAAACAACAACGUAAAAAACAAAUUAAGAUUCAAAAACUGCCCCAAUACCUUAAGAGUCAAGACGCUGCUGAAUAUUGAUGAAAACAAAGCAGUGCAAAGACUGAAAGUCAAAAGCUGAAAGUGAAUACUAUUAUUGUUUGACGUGGACAAAAAAGCACUGAAAAAGUUGUGCAAUGCUGUAAAAACAUCCAGAGAAAUGUCUUCUUAGGUUAAUUUUCAACAGGUUGGUAAGAUAUUUAUGAAAAGGUCCCUCCAGACAGGCUGAGUCUCUCAAAGAUGGGAAGAGGUCCACCACUUUGCGAGUUACCAGGAGAGGAAAUAGUCCAACAGUUUCAGGAUAAUGUUCAACAAUGCACAACUGCAAAGAAUUUGAGGAUUACGUAAUCUACAGUACGUAAUAUCAUUGAAAGUUUCAGAGGAUCUGGAGAAAUCUCUGAGCUAAAGGGACCAGUAACUGAUACUAGAAGACCAUGCCCACAGGCAGCACUUGCACACUAAAGUGGAAAUCACUACAUGAGCUCGAAAUCCCAUCCAAAAACCAUUGUCUGUGAACACAGUUUAUCACUGAAUCCACACAUGCAGGUUAAAACAGUACCAUGUUUUGUAUUUUGUAUGUCAGAAACAAAGAUGUGGUGGUGGGAGUGAUUUUUAUCAUGUUGCAGUGAUGGCCUAGUAACUUUGCUCAGCUAAAACUUUCUUUCUAACUUUGAAGGGGAUGUACUUUUUAGUAGGUCAGAGUGAAUCAGCACCCAAACUUUCCGAGUCACAGCGCACAGAUGGUCUCUCAUGCAAUCUCUCUUGCUUCCUAAUCACCAUGAUAAGAAAAAAAGCAGCACUCUGGGCUCUUCUGCAAAUGAGUUCUUGAUGUCUUGAAUGAUUUUACCUAAUUGCCUAAAAAUUAAAGUGAUUAUUUUUUUCUCGCUGUUUUGUUUUUUUGUUAGGUUGGAGAGAGUGCAUCGGUGUGAAAUCACAGCUCAGAAAUCAUGAGGGACUUGUGAGGAAGCUGCUGGAGGACGCCAGAGAACCAACUUAUAGGGGAUUCUGUAUAGGUAACACAGGUUUUUUUAAGGUUAUUUUGGGGGCUUUUCAUGCUUUUACUAAGAGAACAGGACAGUCGAUAGGAAAGGAAAGUGGAUGGAGGGAGUUGGGGAUAACAUGCUGCGAAAGGUCCCAGCUGCCAACUAAAAGGACUUUAGCCUAAGUCCAUAUCAUGAAAAAGGAAGCAAAUUGAUUCAGAGUACCCAUCAUCUGAGUCUGACUCAAGUUCUUAUUACAUCAGAGUGUUUCUGACAUUGAUAAAACUGACAGAAUUUCAUAUUGAUGCCCUUAUAUGACAAAACACAAGUGAUGAAAGAAACUGUGGUCUUAAACUUCUGGUUUGAUGCAAAAACAGUUGCAAGGAGGUAGGUGUCACUAGAGAAAAAACUGCAUUUCCCACAUGAAAUAUUCUUGAGAAGUGAAACCUUCGACAGUCAAACCUCAGCAAUAUUAAGGAUUUUUUUCAUCAAAAAUCACCACGUAUGCAUGUAGAGGACAGGAGAAGCAUAGUCUGCUUUGUCCACAGGGUGGCGCCAAAAUCGACACAAACUGAACGUUCCUCACAGGAACUUGAACUGAAAAAAAUCUUUCCAAUUUCUUUUUAUAGCACAUUUUAGCAAAAAGGCAAUUCAAAGUGCUUUACACAGAUGUUUGAGGAAUCAUCACAGAGGUCACAAAACCAUUAAAAGACAACACGUAGAAUCAUUAAAAAACAGCAAAAACUGGAGGUUAAAAAACAGUCGAUAAAAAAACAAUAACACAGUAAUGUUGAUUUGUUCAUAUUAAAGGACUAUGUUAGACAAUCCUCUGGACAAGCAAGUCUUAUUGACCAGCCAGAUGCAGAGUCACAAACUGGUUUUGUCUUAGUUGAAAUGAAUUCUGUACUUAAUUCACCUCAGAGCGUCUUCCCAAUGAUUAAAACUAACUGAUUGGUUUGGAAGAAAAAAUGAAUAAACUCAAGAAUAAAUAAUCAGAAAACAGUGCUUUAAUUUUAGUUGAUGGUUAGCCUGUAUUUUUAUUUGGAAAGAGAGAUUAACUAAAGAAGCUGUCAUUGCUAAGAUUGGGAAUAUGAGGCAUCUUGUGGAGUUGGACUAAAGUCAGGGUUUGAUAGAUAACUGAGUAUUUGAUCUUAAAGUUCAUUUGCACCACAGUUUCAUAAAAAUCUAAAUAGUGCAGAACAACUAGUGAGUAUGAGAUCACUUCUGUAACCUCUGUUAGUCCUCAGGUGUUGAGUUAAACUUCAUAAGAGGAUCCAUGUUUCUCAUUUAAGUGAUAUCUUCUGUAAUAUUAUUUAACACUCACUGUUGUGUAGAUUAAAUGAAGCCUACAGUUAUGACUGCUUUUUCACAAGAAUGCAGCUUAAUUCUCAUGAGAUUAUUAUCUUGUUAAUGUAACCAUUUUCCUGGCAUGAGUUCGUUUUUAAAAUGUGUACUCAAUUUAAUCUGGCCGUUAUCCUCUGUCCUUCAUGUAUUUAGGUUGUGUCUGUAUUCUCUCUUGUCUGUCACUUUUUAUUUUCACAGUAACAUGCCACCCCCAGAGAAAAGAAAAGCAAUUAAGCAAAGUCCCAGUUUUCCUCUAUAACUGCUGGUUUGACUCCUGGCGACAACUGUUCGCUGCAUUACUUCCCCUCUCUUUACUCCUCAUAUUUCAGGUCUUUCUCUCGGCUGUCCUUGUCCGAUAAAGACAAAAAAAACAACCACCCCCAAACAAACAGCUCAGAUGCAUUAGUGUUACUUAGUGAAAGAUCUACUCAAGCUGGGGGCUGUUUAUAGAAGCAGCAUGCUUGUAUCAUUUGUAUAAACUUUUUUCACCCCAGGAAAAAAAAAGUCCCUCCAUCAUGCAGCCAAAUCUGUGUUAUAUGCACAGUGAAUGCACUCAGGCAGAUGAAGUGAUUCUCAUCCGGUCUGAUCCUCUCCUCCUCCACUCCACAGAGAGCUCUAAGCCCCAGAGUCCCAGCAAGCGUCUGUCUGUGUCCCGAGGCAUCAAACAACUGUUCCAGUCUGCCACCAAGUUUGUUCGUCUCCUACAGAGGUAGUGCUCCAUCUGUCUUACCUGUCCCUUUGUGUCCCGAGGGGGCAGGGGGUAGCGGAUUAAACGUGACGUGAUUACAGCGUCGUGGACUACAAAGCAGGAGUCCAGAGUCGUACCUGUCACAGUUAUUGAAAAGAACAGUUUCAUAAAAGCAGCUGUAGGCUUCAGAUUAGAGGAGAGCUCUUGAGAGGAGGAUGAUGUUUAAAAUCACUGGACUGUGGAAAGUGGCACGUGGCUGAUCAAAGCUUCACACUGCUACAAGCAUUCAGUGGACCGCACUCUCAAUACAGCAGUGAAAAGUGGAUAAAUGGUGCAGCCUCUAAGUGGAAUUAAUAGGAACCACUGCAGGGAAGACUGCAUGGAUGAAACAAAUUGCUGUGGGGGUUUGGAAGUAAUUGCUUUUUUAAUGUAGACACAAACAGUAUUUGCAUAACUCACAGUAAGGUUUUGUGUUAUUUAAGGUUGACAUUAAAAAUGGAGAAGUAGGAAUUUGACUUUAUUUUAAUCUGUAACAAUGAUAACUCAGGAAUAAUGCAUGGUGAACUGGUGUUAUUCAAAUAAGGAUCCCAAGCGUGUCCUGCUCAUCCUUCUGAGGUUUUGAUUUGCAUACAUCCAUUCACCACUCAUUAUCACAGUUAUUACCCCGAUGCCAACUAACAUGUUAACACAAAAUAUUGAUUUAAAAUGAUUCAUCUAUAAGGUUACAGUUGAAGUAGUCCUAAUUCAGUAGCGGCAACACUUCCAUGACCUGAUUAUUUGUCAUAAUUCACAGUAACCUGAGUAUUUCUGUUGAAGGUAAUAUUAAACAAGGUGAAUUGGGAUAUUUAUGUUGGCAUUCCUGUCGUUGUUCAGCUCUUCUUCUCAGAGAUUUGCAGUUGACAGGUUGAGCAUGGUGUUAGUUCAGGCAGACCGCAAAGUCAAGCUCAGCUCACAGUGCAUCAGCUGUUCUUAACACCAGCCCACAGCCCAGCUGAUCACUUUCUACAUGUCAAAUCAGGUGUUGAUUUGAACUGCUUCACUCUGUCUACUCUGGCUACAUCCUCUACAGAUUGUGUUUAAUUUGACCAGCUUCAUGACUGCUCUGUACCGUGGGUGGUCUUUGCUUAAUUUUUUCUUCUGCCAUUGAUCUCAUCAGGGGUGUGUACUUGGCUACUGUGUUCUACUACAAAGACAAUAUCCUGGUGACGGCUGAGGAUCAAAUUCCACUGGUGGACAUCCAGUGCUGCUCCACCUCCAUCACCCAUGACUUUGCUUGGUUUGCCAAAGUAAGCUCUAACAAGAAGUCAGUUAAUACAGAGGAAUGCAUGUUGAUAAUGUUUAAUUCAAACCGACACGUCUUUAGUUGUUUUAUCUGCUGAUUCUGAUGCUGAACUUAUCUGGUUCAAAAGCUGUGAAGUGCAGUCCGGAGUUAAUUUGAAUCAUUUCUUUUCUUCUAGUUGUCCUGUGCAUGGCAGCAAGUCCCCUGGCUCCAGCAGGCUCUCUCCUCCGCUCACUCCUCCCCCUCCUCCCUCCUUCAGAACAGGCACAACAUUUUACGAGCUGUCUCCCAGCUGCAGGUAGGAACUUAAGCAGCUUACUCUGCAUGAUAAGCAGCACCAAUGGGUUAAAUAGUUUUAAUUAACAUUUGAUAUUAAUUCUUCUUCCUCCUUCAUUCUUCUUACCUGCAAAUGCCUUGCGUCCAUAUCUCUUGAAAACACUUCUACAACCAGAACUUGUGUUUCAGCUCAUUAAUCCCUCAUAUUUAUUCAUUCAUGUGUUUCUGGUCUGUGUCUUCACCUCUCUGCCUUCAGUCCUCUUUGGGAACAAUGGAUCUGGGCCAGGUGUACUAUGAACCUCUGAAAGACCGACAGGGCAACGUCUUACUUGUGACUCUGAGAGAGUUCCCACUGCCUCACAGGUGAGAAAGAGUGGUUUAUUUUAUGCAGAGGGACUUUUUAUUCAGUUGAAAAACAGUGCAAAGCAGCUCAUGUGGCUUUAACCUCCAACUUGUCUAUGAAGGACAACUUUCCCCACAGCUGCUCACCACCGUGUCUCACUGUUUCACUGAAACAAACAUUUUAAAUCUGACUAGAUUAAGUUUUCAAUCAGUCUGCUUGACUCCAUUAAUCUCCCUCAUUCCCAAGAGAGAAGAAAACCUAAUCAGGCAUCAGCCUUGCUAAGCAAACAUGCACAAUACAGCCUUCAGGAAAACCAGUCUUUCUUUCAAUUCCCUCUCUUUGACUGGCUUUGUUUUUUGUUUUGUUUUUGUAUGAAGAAAUCAAACUUAAUACUUAAUCCAAGGAUUACAUUUUCACUCUGCUCCAGCCCUCCUGACCCUCCGCUCCACUGGUUGCCUCUGGCCCGCCUGGAAAAGAACCGCAGCAGAACUCCUCUGCUGCCAGAGCCCACUGCCAUGGAUACGCUCUACGAGCAGCUCAAGGUGAAUCUGUGUUUGUUUAACAGAGAGACAUGAAAAAGGUCAUGGCCUGUCAUGCCCACAGGAUGUGACGAGGACUGAGUGCAAAAUGACUGAGAGACUGAUUUUAAAAGCAGAUAGUGCAGCUUAUGUGUUUACGUAACCUGCGCAGAUUAGAAAAUAAGGUUUCAUCUAAUUCAUGAAGUACAAAAAGGGUUAAAUGUACCAGAAACUGCAGAGAAAAUGGCACCUCAGCGCACUGAAGCUGUCUGCGUGUAUUGAAAUGAAGCACUCCGGGGGGGGAAAUAGGCCUCUUUCUGUAAAAAUAAAAAUAAAAAAAAAACAUCAAUUUACAUUUAGUGCACCAACAGCUUCUCAGAGUCAAAGUGAAAAUGUUCAUGUCUUCUUAAAGUUGGAGGUAACAGCAGUAGUUUGCACCCAAAUUUUCCAAAGAUCAUAACAACAAUUCUACCUCUGGAUGAUCAAAAGAAAUAUAUAUAUUCACACAAAUCUCUUAAUAUAACUUUGACUAGAGAUAAACUGGUUGGUCAGACCAAUGAAAGGCAAUGAAAUAUCAGCAUCAGCUAAUAUUGAGGCUCCUGAGGGCCCCUGCUCAACGGGCUCAUCAUCCGUAUUUGGGACAGGUUUGAUUUCUGUCAGGAUAAAAGCUGCAGAACUUUAAGACGUAUUUGUGCCUGAAAUAAAAAAAUGUUGAUGUGCUUUGUGACUUGGACCUUGAGAUGAAGUAGAUAAUGGGGAUGCAUAAUAGGCAAUUAUGAUGCAGUUAGCGGCUGCAGUUCAUUCACUAAGAAUGGAUUGGCUGUUCUGACUUGAAAAUCACUUUAGAAUUAGUUCUGCAAGACCAAACCAAACUACCUGAUUAAAUGAACACAGAUCAAGAAAAAAGCAAAUAAAAGGCAUCUAUAACUCCUCCUCAUUGUACCUUAUGAUCUUUUGUCCUCCAGGAGAAACUCUCCUUCCACAGGCACAGCAAUCAGUGGGGCCAGCCUGGUCUGUAUGUUGGCAUCCUGAAACUGUGCAGUUCAGUCGAACAGAUCCGGGUCCUGGUGCCUCAGAGGCUGCCCAAUCUACUGUGCCAUACCCGAGUGCGACACAACGCCCACGUUACCAGGUGACACAUUGUGCCAGGUCAAUCACAAGUAGCACUGAGGGAUUGAAAAGACUUAACUAUUUGAUGUUGAACUUCCUCAGGAUAAUAUCCCUUUGUCUUCGUCUGUCAGAUUGGGGUUGAAAACGUGUCAGAAAAUGCAGUCAAACAAGUUAUUCUGUCUGUUUUGUCUCACCACCAGGUUUUAAAGUGCCUUUGCCAGUUAUGUUAUGAUUUUUUUUGACAGGGAGGAGUGGGAAUGGCUCCAGAGUCAUGUUUACACUACAACUAAUGACAGCGCUCAGAACCUGCUGGGCGGUGAGGAUGAGAGCUUGAUGGAGAGCAGCGUGAUGUUGGAGUUCAUCAUGUCUCUGAGAGCUGCUGUCACACAUUUACUUACAAAGCUCAACAUUCCCCUCUACAGGGUAAAAGACCGUCAAACAGCCUCAUUCCUGAGUUUGAUGUGACGAGAAGAAGAGACAAAAAUAAAAAACAGUUCAACAUUGAGCUUCAACACUUUUUCAUUGCAUUUGCACCUGUUUUUUGUGUAUGACAGGCAUAUCAGUAUGGUGUGUACACCCGGGAGCUUCUGCAGUUUGGAGACAAGGUGUCCAUGAUCCUGCUUCUUCCUCCCAGUGAGGACUUCAGCUCAAGCUACUGGCCUCUGGUGGGGACAAAGGAGCCUGGGCUCACCAUGCCCCUGCAGAUCUUUGAGCUUGGUGGGUGGAAAUCUGUAGCUUUAUUAAUUAAAGAUUCGUUAAUAAUAAUAACGCUGGGUUUUUAAGACCUGCUGUAAAAAAAAGAGGCUCAUAAAAAUGAGCUCUGAGUUAAAAAAGGGCAACAAAAAAAAAACCAGUGUGAUUCAUAAAACUGUGGACCUCGAGGUGAGGAUUAGUACCUCGCUGGGUUACUUUAAUUAAAAACAGCAUGGUGCCUUACAAGCCUUUGAAUUAAAAAAAGACUACUGCACUGCAUCAAAUACUGUAAGGAGGAAAUAACAAAUCUUUUUAUUCGGUUUACACAUCGCUAAAAGCAAAAAUGUGUUUUUAUCUUCAAAGGAGCCAGCUGGAAAAUGAUCCAAUGAACUUAAAUAUCACCCAUGAAAUAUACUGAAACCAUUACAGGUCAGGUUGCAGAGUGUAAUUUGUAAAGUACACAUUAUCUGAUGCUCAGGUCUUUUGAAGGGAAGUCACUUUUAUUCUUUUUUUGUGUCUAAUUACUUCUUUGAUCUGUUUUUCUCCACGCUUUAGGAUUUGUUUUGCCUCCAAUUUAAAUCCAUCUUUCCUUCCUCUCUCGCCUUAAAAACUCCCGCGCUCAAAGUGUGAUAAAGUGUGCUAAUGAGAUCUGAGUCUAUUUUUCCUCUCUGCUUUGAUGUAGUGAUUUGUCUUUGCCUCAUCACCAGUUCACUUCUGGACAUAUGAGAGGGACUUUCUGUCUCAGUACUGCCAGGCCUGGGUGAGACUGGAGCUGGAUACUCAUCUGGCCCAGCAGGCUCUGCGAGAGGCGCUGGACACCAAAGAGGUGCAGGAAGCCCGAGAGCGCCUGAACCACAUCACUGAGUUUACCCAUGUAAGAUCAGCUGAAACAAAUGAGAUGUAGAAGAUGGUUGUGCUUACUGACUUAACUCUGCUGCCACCUCUUCUUUAGCAUCCAGUUGUCUGUUGUUUUGAAGCUUGAAAAUAGUGUCAAGACAACACACCAAGUGUUGAAACUGAAGAUGUGACUGUUUUAUGAAAAAUACUGCAUAGACUCGGUUUAAAUUGUUUGUGAGCAACACAUUUCAGAAACAAGAGUGGUUUUGCAUCACCGCUUCUUCUGACAACACCCUGUCAACAUUUGGAAGACCAGUCUCUGAAGUUUUAAAAGUGAAAUGUUGUCCAACUGUUGCCUGAUACAGGAGUUCAGCUGCUCAACAAUUUGGAGUCUCCUUUGUCAUAAAUAUUUUAAUGAGUGACAAGUCAGGACUGUUUAAACUGCAGGCCAGUUUAGCACCUGGACUCUUUUAAUACAGAGCCGUGCUGUUGUAAUACACACAGACUGUAGUUUGGCAUCCUCUAGCUGUAUUAUGCAAGGUCCUCUUUAUAAAGUCAUUGUCUAGGUGGCAGCACAUGUUGUUCUAAAAUCUGCAUAUAUUGUUCAGCAUCAUGGUGUCUGAAAGCUACCUCUGCUGUGGGGACUUAUACAUCCACGUAUCAUCAGCUGAGUGGUCUUUUGUCUUUUUCAAGUGGGUGAUAUAGUGUCCAUGAGGUCAAAAAGGACUGUCAAAUGUGUAUUUGUUAGACCACCAAUGGGUUUGGCCAAGACUGUGUUUCUAUAUCAUCUUUUUUCAUGGUUCAUCUUUGCAUGGGACAGUUUCAACCUGCAUUUGUAUUUGGAGGUGCAAACUCAGUUCACACAGACACAGACAGUCAUUUUAGGGAUUGAUUUUGAGCCCAUGCAGUGAUUUCCACUGUAGAGUCAUGACUUGAGAAUUGGGAUUGGGAUUGUAGAAAUAAAAGCUAUUUAUCUAGAUUUGCCAAUAAAAUUACAAAAAAAAGCUUUUGCAUUUUUGAGUUUUAAAACAUGUUUAGGCUCUCAUGAGAGUUUGAAAGUCUAAUUUUUAGUAAGAAAAGAUGCAUAUGUUGUGUUUUAAUAAUCUGUACGAAGCAUUCUAUUGAAAUCACUUUUCUUAGCAGGCAAAAAAAACAAGGACUAGCAGUUUUUGUUUAGUUGUGAAUCAAAGCACUUCCCUGCAUGGAAUAAUGUCUUAUUUAUACACAUUUAACAUAACAGACAGGUUUACAUCUGCAAAGUAGCAGCAACCUUUUCAAAUGUGCCAUCAGCUGGUGGAAUUGGCCUUCUACUUCGGAAGAAAAAGUGGGUCAUCAAGUGCUGUAAACUUUGUCAGAAUUUGCUCUAGUUUUGGGUUGUCUCUGCUAAACUUUUUGUGGUUAUAAAAUCAGCACUGCAGCACUCUCUUUUAUGUGAACACUAGGCUUGGCUACUGCUACUUUAUAUUUCUUUGAUACGUUUAUGUUGCAAUGAGGACUUUGAGGUGACUGGAAGAUUUGGUGUGUCAAAACUUGAGAACUUUUUUUUCACCCAUUCUUGUGUAGCUGUGGCAUGUUUUGCAAAUUACAGUUUUGUUAUCCUUCUCUGAAACUGUUAAAAACAUACACACUGGAGCCAUUUUUACUGUUUGGUCAGCUUUUUGUGGCUGAUGAGGGAUUGCAUACUGCCCCCUACUGUGUUGCAAUGGAAAGGCCUGUCAACACGUAAAUGAAAGCAACUUUUGUCAAUCAUAUCAUCAGAAAAAUAAAUCAUGGCCAAUGUGUCGGGCUAAUUUACAUCCCUGCAUGAAGGAAUGACUCAGUUUCAGUCUGACGGUGCUGUCUUUGCCCUCUUGUGUCCGUAGCGUCUAGAUUUGCUGUGGAGGGAUGCUCGCUGGAUUAUGGACUGUCUACAGUGUGUUCGUUCAAAGCAGUGGGUGGGGGCAGUUCCUCUUGGCCUGGUGAUGGGCGGAGACCCACCUGCACGUCCUGAUGGUGAAGAAGAGGAGGACAGUUUGACUGCCAGGCUGACGUGGCCCCAUCGGACACAAGCACAGCGAGCCAUAUCAGGUAGAAUGAAGAAGAGGGUAUCUAUAUAUAGAGACAGACAACAUGUCUCCAAAUAUUUAAAAGUGAAGACCAAAUGAGCGCUUUUCAAUAAUUGUGUCAUGUUACAUUUUAGUGAUAUAAACCUGAAUUUAUGACUUAUUAGACGUUCAUUUCCACUUCAGAGUGUUCUGUCAGUGGGACUCCUCCAAACGUGGUCACAGCUGAGGUCUCAGCUCCAGCAGGAAUCCUGGAUGCCCCCGAGGAAGCCGCUCUGGUGUUGAUGGAAGGUGUAGCGAAGGGAGGAUAUCCUGUGGACAUUGCAGCUCAGUCCACAAUGGACCUGACGAGCAUUGGACAGUCAGAGAUAGAUUGUGCGAGCGCUUUGAUUGAGUCUGGACUGGAGCCUGCCGCCGUUGCACAGUUAGACAUGGGUUUUGCUGUUUUGAAUACUCAGGUAUCCUGUGAGGAGGAGGAAUUUCCUCCCAGCAUCACUGAGGUGAUCCGGCCGAUGGAGAUGGCAGAGUUGGUGGACAUUUUACCCACGCUGAGUCUGAUUGAGGAGGAGAUCCCCAGUGGGCCAUCUACACCCUCGGUAAUGGAUAUGUUGGAGAGUUUUGGUCUGGGGAUCGGAGAAAACAACUCCUUCUUUGAUUUGGAGGGUUCAAACCUGAUGAACGGAGCAGAGAGUGUGGAUUUCAGCCGCAGCAACAGUGUGGAAACCACACACUGUAACAACUCUGUGGCUCAAGGAUCAGAUGUGAGCGCCUCUCAUGCCAUUAACACAACCAGUGCUGAUGUUCUGAGCACGGGUUUUCAUGCAGAGGCCACAGAGACUCAAGAGGCUCCCAGCAAGGCAGCAAGCUUUCCAGCGAGAAACCAGGUGGAGUGGGACAGACCCUCCAACAGUUCAUCCUGA